GGAAAUGUAGUUCACUUUAAAAGCUGAGACACAUGGCGGAAGUGGCUGGAGAGAGGUUGUUCCGGAUCGUCUCAGUGCCCUACCCGACCUAACCGGGUGCUGUCCUGGUUGGUAUUCGCUGGUCCUCUGAGUUCGUAGCCCGUGGGGUCGCAGUUAUACUUUUGAGUUCUGCAGUUUUCCCAAAGUGCCCAGAGGAACAGAGAAGCAUGGCUAUUGUGGAUGUCAACACUGUGUUCAAGGAGUUGGUGGUGUUCAGGGAUGUGGCUGUGGAGUUCUGUAGAGAGGAGUGGGAAUGCCUGGACCCUCGCCAGAGAUCUCUGUACAGAGAUGUGAUGUUGGAGACCUAUGGGAACUUUGUGUCACUGGGACUUGCCAUUUCUAAGCCGUCAGUAAUUUCACUACUGGAGCAAGGCAAAGAGCCGUGGAUGGUGGAGCAAGCAGGAUGGUAUCCAGAUUUGCUGUCUGUAAAUGAAACUAAGAAUUUAUCUCUAGAGAGUGGCAUCUUUGGAAAGGAAUCAUUUAAAUGGAAAAUAAUAGAAAAUGUUGGUAAUUCUUGCCUUGAGGAAUCCUGUUUUGGAAAUGAUUGGAAACUUAAGACACGACCGGAAUCUACAGAGGAAUAUUUACAGAGAAUGACAGCCCCGUUGGAAAAAAUGUCAACUGAAUUCAUUCAGCCUACACCCAUUGCUCUAAGUGAAAUGACUCACUCUGAAACAAAACACAAUGAACAGGAAGCAGGUGAAACUAUUACUCAGCAGGUAAAAAUUCCUACCAAUGACAAUGAAGUGUACGAGAACACCUUUAUCUAUUACACAGAUCAGAUGAAGCAUCAGCAGGAUUUUGCUGGCGAGAAAUGUGAUGAAUUGAAAGAGUGUAGCAGAGGAUUUGCGUAUGACUUCCAACUUGCCCCAUAUCAGAUCAAUAAGAAGCCCUAUCAGUGUGAGAUCUGUGGCAAGAUCUUUGAAAAGCAUGCUUACCUUGUUCAGCAUAAUCGCUUUCACACUGGUGAAAAGCCCUGUGAGUGCAAAGAAUGUGGGAAAGCCUUCACUAACUGCUCCCUGCUCGUCCAGCACCAGAGAGUCCACACGGACGAGAAGCCCUAUGAAUGCAAACAUUGUGGGAAGGCCUUCCUCUACUUCUCGACGUUUUUUCAACAUCAGAGAACACACACCAAUGAGAAGCCUUACGAGUGUCACAAAUGUCAGAAGGCCUUUAACAAGAGUGCAAAUCUCACCAGACAUCAAAGAAUCCACAGUGGUGAGAAACCCUAUGAGUGUAACUUAUGUGGAAAGACUUUUACUUGGGCUUCCAACUUGAAUGAUCACCAGAAAAUUCACACUGGUGAAAAACCUUACGAGUGUAACUAUUGUGAAAAGGCCUUUCUCUGUCAUUCAGCAUUCAUGAAACACUAUAGAACUCACACUAACGAGAAGCCCUAUGAGUGCCAGGAAUGUAUGAAGGCCUUUAGGCAGAAAGCACAUCUCAUCCAACACCAGAGAGUUCAUACUGGUGAAAAACCGUAUGAAUGUAAGGAAUGUGGGAAGGCCUUCGCUUGUCCUUCAUACUUUAACAGACAUCAGAGAAUUCACACUGGGGAGAGGCCUUAUGAAUGUAAAGAAUGUGGGAAGGCUUUCAUUGAUUGUAAAACUCUAAUUCUACACCAGAGGAUCCACACUGGUGAGAAACCCUUUCAGUGCCAGCAGUGCAGCAAGGCCUUUCGGCAGAGGUCCCAUCUUACCCAGCACCAGAGGAUCCACACCGGUGAGAAGCCCUAUGAGUGUAAGGAGUGCGGACAGGCCUUUACUCGGCUCUUACAGGUGAAGAAGCACCAGAGAAUACACACAGUGGGAGAAAUCUUGUCGCUGAGGCCCAGGUCACCGGUCGCUGCGGUGCCUGCGCACUCGCGACCCGCCCUCCGGUGGGUCCGUCAGCUGGGUGAGUCGGGCUCCCGCGGCCUGUGGUCUUCUCCGGGAAUCGAGGGCCGGGCCCGCUCUGCGGUCCCCUGGACUCGGGUGGCCAUCCGUGGGUGCAGCCUAUCAUGCUGCCGCGCUGCACCUAAACCCCGGCCUGGCUGUGGACGAGGACCGAGAGGGAAGUCGGGGUUUUCCUAUAGUUUGGAGGAGGACGUAUUUCUGUGUAAGCUGCCUCCCACCUCUCACUCUUCGUGUGUUGGAAAACCGGGUUGCAUGUCAGAAGAGAUCCUCUGGUUUUUAAAAUUUGGAAGCUCUGGGGCGGUUUUGAUCUCAUCCUGCAACUCUCCCUCCAGUCCCUGUGAACUGCUUCUCCAGGGCAUGAUCCUCGAGGAGGGACAAGCCGGUUCUUGCAAUUCUAGAAUCAUGGCUCAUAGUGAGGUGAUGUUCAGAGAUGUGACUGUGAACUUUUCUCAGGAAGAGUGGGAAUGCCUGAGUUCCUAUGAGAGGGAUCUGUACAAAGAUGUGAUGUUGGAGAACUACAGCCACCUGGUGUCACUGGCAGGAUGCUCCAUUUCUAAGCCAGAUGUGAUCACCCUGCUGGAACAAGGGAAAGAGCCCUGGAUGAUUGUGAGGGAUGAGAGGAGAAGGUGGAGCCAAGAUCUGGAAACCAGAUAUAGCAGUAAAGUGUUAUUUGAAGAAAAGAAUCCUUAUGAAAUUAAUUUAUCUCCAUGGGAAAUAAUGGAAAGAAUUAAAAGGCGUGGCCUCGGAGACUCCUUUUUUGGAAAAGAAUUUGAAUAUAAAAUGUUUAAAGAACAAGAGGGUUCUCACAGGGUAUAUUUCAGAGAAGUGACAAAAAUUACCCCUGGAAAAAGACCUAUGUAUAGAAAACGCUCAUCUGUUGGUCUCUAUAAGAAAAGUCAUAACAGAGAAAAGCCCUACGAAUGUGGGGAGUGUGGAAAGGCUUUCAGGGUCCGCCAACAACUUACUUUCCAUCAGAGAAUCCAUACCGGUGAGAAACCCUAUGAAUGUAAAGAAUGUGGAAAAGCCUUCAGACAGUGCGCCCACCUCAGUCGACAUCAGCGAAUUCACACAUCUGAUAAACCCUAUGAAUGUAAGAAAUGCGCGGAGAUCUUCACCUGUAGCUCAGACCUCCGAGGACAUCAGAGAAGUCAUAUUGGCGAGAAGCCGUAUGAAUGUAAAGAGUGUGGGAAGGCAUUCCGAGUUCGAGGACAGCUUAGUCUCCACCAGAGGAUCCACACGGGCGAGAAGCCCUAUGAGUGCCAGCAGUGUGGGAAGACCUUCCGGCAGUAUGCGCAUCUUACCCGGCAUCAGAGGCUCAACAGUGCUGGUGUGUGCUACAAGUGUAAGGAGUGCGGACAGGCUUUCCUGUGCAGCACUGGCCUUCGGCUGCAUCACAAACUGCACACAGGAGAGAAGCCGUACAGCUGUAAGGAGUGCGGGAAGGCCUUCCGUGUGCGGCAGCAGCUCACCCUCCAUGAGAGGAUCCACACGGGUGAGAAGCCCUUUGACUGUAAGGAGUGUGGGAAGACCUUCAGUCGGGGUUAUCAUCUCACGCUCCACCAGAGAAUCCACACUGGCGAGAAACCUUACGAGUGUAAGGCGUGUCACAAGUUCUUCCGCCGUUACUCGGAGCUCAUUUCCCACCAGGGUAUUCACAUUGGGGACAAGCCGUAUGACUGCAAGGAAUGUGGGAAGGCCUUCCGACUCUUCUCACAGCUGACUCAACACCAGAGUAUUCAUUUUGGUGAGAAGCCCUAUAAAUGUAUGGAAUGUGAGAGACCUUUCCGGCUGCUCUCACAGCUCACUCAGCAUCAGAGCAUCCACACGGGUGAGAAGCCUUAUGACUGCAAAGAGUGUGGGAAGGCCUUUCGGCUCCAUUCGUCACUUAUUCAGCAUCAGAGGAUCCAUUCUGGAGAGAAACCGUACAAAUGUACGGAGUGUAAGAAGGCCUUCAGACAACACUCACACCUCACCUACCACCAGCGAAUUCACCAGGAUUCUUAA
Messenger RNA from Peromyscus leucopus (white-footed mouse), 3938 nucleotides. RefSeq lists its product as uncharacterized. Bases 207 to 3938 code for a protein of 1243 amino acids. NCBI's taxonomy places the organism in Eukaryota, Metazoa, Chordata, Mammalia, Rodentia, Cricetidae. Gene Ontology annotation, biological process: regulation of transcription by RNA polymerase II. The record is from RefSeq and is a predicted model, not a curated record. Gene Ontology annotation, molecular function: DNA-binding transcription factor activity, RNA polymerase II-specific; RNA polymerase II cis-regulatory region sequence-specific DNA binding. The transcript has 10 exons.